This is a messenger RNA of Dichomitus squalens LYAD-421 SS1, 339 nucleotides long. RefSeq lists its product as uncharacterized. NCBI's taxonomy places the organism in Eukaryota, Fungi, Basidiomycota, Agaricomycetes, Polyporales, Polyporaceae. The record is from RefSeq and is a predicted model, not a curated record. The annotation marks the transcript as partial. The transcript is spliced from 2 exons.
AACACGAGCUUGGAUACCGCGAAGGCGACCGUAGAGAAGGUCUGGAUGGGCUGGAAGGCGAUCAGUGGGACUUCUCCAUGCUGGUUAUGUCCGUCCGCAGCGCGCAACGGGGAAAUGGAGAAGGCGUUUGAGUGGCUUCUCCAUCUUCUGUUCGAAUUCAGCGACGUUUGGAUGUCGAUGGGGGGUGUGCGCGUUACAACGCCAUACUUUCAGGGUUCUGGGGCGCUGCUGUAUGUUAUUGCGAUGAAGGCGAAAGGUUGGAGCGGCAGCAAUCGCACAGCGCCAGGUUUCCCGAACAGGGGUUGGGAGAUGAAGGUGGAGGGAUGGAGGGAAUCAGUC